UAGGAGAGAGACAGGGAGAGGAGAGAAGCCGGUGGGCUGGUUGUUCGUGUCUCUCUGUUUCAGUCUAUAAUAACUAAUUCUCUUUUUUAUCGACGUUUUAGGGGGUUAGAACAAAGAGCCGCAUCUGGACUGGGGGGUGAAAAGGUCCCGUGAAUAUUGUUUUUUUUUUAUCUGACCUGGAUACCGUGAUUCAGUCAAACGACUAGUGAUUUUUCUUAAUAAUACUCAAGUAUCGCGUUAUAUACCCUGUAUAUUUGUGGAUUAGCGGUGAACUACAAUGAAUACGCUGGAGUCGGUGGAUCGGGUCGAAUUGUGCGAGAGCCUCUUGACGUGGAUACAGACAUUCGGAGUAGAGGCACCAUGUAAAACAGUAGAGGAUCUUACAAGUGGGGUUGUAAUGGCUCAAGUACUUCAAAAAAUAGAUGUAUCAUAUUUUAAUGACAACUGGAUAAGCCGAAUAAAAACUGAAGUUGGUGAUAAUUGGAGAUUAAAGGUUAGCAAUUUAAAGAAAAUUCUGAAAGGCAUUCUGGAUUACAAUCAUGAGGUCCUUGGCCAGCAGAUCAAUGACUUCACCCUGCCUGAUGUCAACCUGGUGGGGGAGCACUCCGACGCAGCAGAGCUCGGGAGGAUGCUUCAGCUCAUCCUGGGCUGUGCUGUCAACUGUGAGCAGAAACAAGAAUACAUUCAGACAAUAAUGAUGAUGGAGGAGUCCGUACAACACGUCGUCAUGACAGCAAUCCAGGAGCUGAUGAGCAAAGAGACCCCAGUUUCCCCUGGAAACGACACCUAUGUGGAUCUGGACAGACAGCUCAAGAAAACAAUGGAGGAGCUCAGUGAUGCUUUAGCUGCGAAAGAAGAAAUUGCCCAAAGGUGUCACGAGCUGGACAUGCAGGUGGCAGCACUUCAGGAGGAGAAAAGUAGUUUGCUAGCAGAAAACCAGGUUCUUAUGGAACGACUGAACCAGUCGGACUCCAUCGAAGACCCCAACAGCCCCGCAGGAAGGAGACAUCUACAUCUCCAAACCCAAUUAGAACAGCUCCAAGAAGAAACCUUUAGGUUAGAGGCAGCCAAAGAUGAUUAUAGAAUACGCUGUGAAGAACUGGAGAAAGAAAUCUUGGAACUGCGAGGGCAAAAUGAGGAGUUGACCUCUCUUGCAGAUGAAGCACAGUCUUUAAAGGAUGAAAUGGAUGUUCUUAGACAUUCCUCCGACAAAGUGGCCAAGCUGGAGGGGAUGGUGGAGUCGUAUAAGAAAAAGCUCGAGGACCUGGGAGACCUGCGGAGGCAAGUGAAGCUGAUGGAGGAGAAGAACACACUGUACAUGCAGAACACUGUUGCCCUAGAGGAAGAGCUGAGGAAAGCGAAUGCAUCCCGCGGCCAGCUGGAGACCUACAAGAGACAGGUGGUAGAGCUCCAGAACAGGCUGUCCGAGGAGUCAAAGAAAGCCGACAAGAUGGAGUUUGAGUACAAAAGAUUGAAAGAAAAAGUGGAUUCACUCCAAAAAGAAAAAGAUCGUUUGCGAACAGAGAGAGAUUCUCUAAAGGAGACUAUUGAGGAGAUACGAUGUGUACAAGCACAAGAGGGCCAACUCACAAGAGGACUCGUGCCACUAGGCAGCAAUGAAGCUUCUGACUGCUUGGCAGCAGAAAUUGUUACUCCUGAAAUUCGAGAGAGGCUUAUCCGCCUGCAGCAUGAGAAUAGGAUGCUGAAGAUAAAUCAAGAAGGCUCAGACAAUGAGCAGAUAGCCCUUUUGCAGAGCUUAUUAGAGGAUGCCAACAGCAGAAAGAAUGAGCUGGAGACCGAAAACAGAUUAGUUAACCAGAGACUGAUAGAAGUACAGUCUCAGGUUGAGGAGCUGCAGAAGUCACUACAGGAACAGGGGUCCAAGGCAGAUGAUUCAAUGAUUCUGAAGAAGAAGUACGAAGAGCACUUAGAGAAGAUGCGGGAAGUUCACAAUGAGCUUCAGAAGAAGAGCGCAUACAUUGAAGAUUUGGAGCCGAAAUACAACACAAGCUCUCAAAAGGUUGAAGAACUAGAAGAGGCUUUAAGGAAGAAAGAUGAAGAAAUGAAGCAAAUGGAAGAGAGAUAUAAGAAAUAUCUGGAGAAGGCUAAGAGUGUGAUUCGAACCUUAGACCCAAAACAAAAUCAGGGUUCAGCACCAGAAGUACAGGCUCUCAAGAAUCAGCUACAAGAGAGAGAGAGGAUGCUCCAUUCAUUAGAGAAAGAAUAUGAGAGGACCAAAACUCAGAGAGAUCAAGAAGAGAAGCUGAUUGUUUCUGCUUGGUAUAACAUGGGUAUGACCCUUCAGAAGAAAGCAGCAGAGGAUCGGCUUGCCAGCACAGGCUCUGGACAGUCCUUCUUGGCCCGGCAGAGGCAAGCCACCAGCACCAGGAGGUCGUACCCAAGUCAUGUCCAACCAGCCACAGCCAGGUAGAGAGAAGGAAACGGGAGACACCAGUCACGCAAUCAUGUCAUUGCACAGUGUAGCAAUUCAGGACAGAGAAAAUACUCAUAUUUUGGGUGAACACUAAAUACUGUGCAUCUUUGAAAAGUACAUGUUUCUGUUGCUUAUGUUGUACUUCUGAGACCUUUUUUAAUAUUGUUUGGGGUGCCUCGCUUAUUUACAUGAAUCGUCAGAUUUAAGCAGAGAUGCCAAUCGUUCAGUUUUUCCCACAGCACAUCAGUCUUUUCUCUCUUCACUCCCCCUGCUCACAGCUUGUGUUGGCUCUUUCAGUGCUCAUAUCCAUAUGCAAUAAAAUAGGCUGAUCUUCAGUUCAUUUUAUGCAGUAGUAAAGCUUUAAUAUUUACAUUCAUUCUAUAGGAUUAGUUGUUGGCAAUUGAUUGUGUUUUUAUUUAGCAAACCACUUUCUUCAGCUGGUAGCUGCUUACAACAGUUUUGAAAAUAUGACUCUUUUGGGAGCCAAUCCCAGACUUUUGUUUUGUUUGAUUAAUUUUUUUACAUGUUUUCUAUGUCAUGGUGCCUCAGCGCUUGAUGGUCAGUGUGAUUUAUACAAAUUUUAAGCAUGUGGGAAAGCAGUAGGUUUUAAUCAGUUUCUGUUUUAUUUCACAACUGAAGAUGGUUACCUCUGAAAUGUCAGUAUUGAUAAACAUAAUUAGACACAAUAUUGUGUUUAAUCGUAGAAAUGAUUAAGCUUUUCUGAUUAUAAAAUAAAUGUAAUGGAUGAUUCUUUUUAUAUACUUCAGAGAUGCUUGUUAAAGUUAAUUUCCACAUUUUUUCCUUAAUUGUCUAGCAUUUUCAAGGCAGUACAGAACCUAAAUUGUUAGAGGAGGUGGAAGUAGUGCAUUUAUCACAUUAAAAUUUGUUUUAAGCUGAGGAUAUCAUCCUAUAUCUUGCACAGUAAUUAACAUUGGAAAGAAAUAAGCAACAGGGAAAUGUUCAGUGCUUUUAGUUGUGGACAUCUUUGAUCAUCUUUUUUACAGUUUUAGGAAAGGAAUAAGCACAAGGACUCUGGAAUAGUAUUUUACUACCUUUUACUUGUGCUAACAGUAACAGUUGGGAGACAUUGUUGGAUUAUUGUCGAAAUCUUUCAUAACUAUAGUAGAGUGCAUCAUCACUGACAUGUAUUCCCAAAGUAAUUGGUUAACUAAUGCCUAGGUUUGAAUUAUGCCACCAGUUUUGUGGUUCCACAAUCCAGCAGCCUUGUGUAUUAAACAUUUGUCAAUGUGCACCAAGGGCUAGUAACAGAACCAUUAUUUUGUUGACACAUUCAGGAACUAUUUCCACAUUUUCUUGUUGAUUAUGUAUUAGUGUUAAAAUUGUUUUCAUAGAUCUGUUUAUUAGUAGCACCAGUAUUGAGUACCUCAUUGGCAAAUGCCCCUCAUCAUAUCAAGAGUAAUCAAGAGCUUCCAUUGAUCAGUAUUACGUUGAGAUUAGCAUCUCUGCUUAAAAAUGCCAAGAUUAACUUCAAUAUAGUGUUGUGGUGAUUCCAAUAAUAUUGAAAGACGAAGACAACAUGGGUGGGCAGUGUUGGAAUUGAAUUUUGGGCUUCAGUUGGUCUAUAGUUUACAAUUUACUCGUUACGAUUGUCAUUUUUAUGUACUAGUAAUUCCAAUUUCUAUGCAUCAUGACCUAUUGGAAUGUUGCAGUGUAGCCUUAAAUGAAGUGUGACAUCAAGCAAACACUCAAAGCAUGACAAGCACAGCAAUGUCUGGGACAUGGACUUAAAAUGCUACGUGUCUAAGUUUGCAAUGAAUUAUACAUAACACAAAAGAAAGCAAUUUUAAGUCGAUAAAGAAUAAUGUAUUUUCUGAAGGUGUGCAGUGUGGUUUCCAAGUAUCUGCAUUUUUCAAACUUUAGAUGUUUUUUCCUUAAGUUUAAGUUUCUCUGUUUUUAUAAUAUGCUGGAAAACCUGCAUUUUCAUAUAUAAUUUGUGUAUUGUUUACAUAUUGAUUUCUUCCAUGGUGUAUGCAUUAAUUGGGAAGGUAUACUUGGUCCCAAAGUCUUGUCACAUUAGAUUUUUGUGAUAGUUCUCUGGUCAAUGCUAUGUCAUCAUUAAUAAAUAAUAAUCCUCCAGUUUUAAAACUGGACACUAUAUACAGUAUGUUGACCAGUUAAAGUAACACCUGACCAGCUGUUUUUUUAUUCGUUUUGUGUUAUUAGGCUCCUCUCGCUUUUCGAUUCCUAGUUGAUUUUAUCCAAAUCAUGGUAAUCAGCGGUUGUGCAACAUGUUUCCUGCUAAGACUGGGAAUGCUAUGCAUAAUCAUAGGUAGUAAAUGCAACUGAUUAUAUCUUGCAGUUCUGAAACUUCACUAUAAUUGUAGACCCUUCUUCUGUGUAAGGUUUUACCACCACUAUUUUGAACAGCAUUAGCAUAGUUAUUUCUGACAUUUAUUCCUUACAAGCUUUAUCAAAAUCCAGUUUUGUGCUACAGAAUUCUGGCUCAAAGUGAGCGUCCUGCUUUUUUUCCAAUUCUAUGUUUAGUAUUAUUACCACCACCUAUCCAAAGAAAGUAGACUAGACUGUUUUGCUUAAAUAUUUGCACUUCCAUCACAAAAUGGCACCUGCAAUGCAGUACCAUUCAUCAUUUGUGGUAGAUAAUGUUUUUUAUAUUGGGCCCAUAUGUGUAGAAAGCCUUUCUGUAGGCUAUGAAUGAGCAACUUGUUAACUGCAAGCGUUUAGUUGUCAAAUAUUGAAGAUAUUUAUGGUGCAGAUAAUUCAAAAAUAGAAUAAUUAAUAAAACAAUGUGCAUAUUAAUUUUAAGUUCAGUUUUGGAGUAAUCAUUAUCCUUUAGGUAAGAACAUGUUUUGAAAUAACUUCCCAUGAGAUACCGUGCGGCACCAACUGCUCCUGUUCGCCUGUGCAGAAGAUUACAAAAGGUCUUCCAGAAUAUUAAACAUUUUUGAGUUAACAGUGCCAAAGGUUUUUUAGAUUUUUUAAGUUCAAGUUUUACGUCUUCAAUCUUUCAGAUGAUUCAAAAACUGUUGUUUAGUAAGGGUUAUGAUUGAGGACUUUAUUACAAAUUAACUGCAAAGUGUAAAACAUUUUUGUAGUGGAUUAUCAUGUACUUUUUCAAUACAUCAACAGAACAAGUUGCUCUACAAUACAUGCGCAAGUUCACUUUUUCGAGGGAAUUGGCAUACACUUUUUAAUUAACCAAAUUAUUUUAAAUGAUUUCAAGCUGUAGUUGUUUAUGAUGACCCUACUUCUUUAUACCUGUUCAAUGUCCAUCUGAAUUUUGGAAAUUCUAAUGGCGUGUGUACACAUUGUUAUAAAAUGUACUGAUUUUUUUAUCAAUUGCUAAAAAUGUUGUCGCUUGUAAUGUCUCUUGAUUUUGUCAUUCAUUGUGAAGUUAUUGUCCCUCCUUUUUCAGCAGUUUUUAUAUAAUGUUGUUCUUCUAUAUUGAGAAGGGCAAUGUAGAAACACUCACAAUUCACUUGAACUGUUUAUUCCCAGAUCUUUCCUGUUUGUUUUUUAUUUUUGGGGGGAAUUUUAAAAUAACUGCUAUUCUUGUGGUUUAUACUGCAGUUCAUUCAAAUAUGGGGAAAACCCCCCAAAAAGGAUACAUUUUUCUAAACAUUUGGAAUUAAUCAUGUUAAACACAUUUUGCUUUUUCCAAUUCAGUGGUUUCUUUGAAUUACAUGGCCUUUCCUUAUCUGACAGUCUAUGGAUGAUUUGCAGAGGAAAAUCUGCUAAAAACAAGCAUGAUUACAACUUGGUUUCAGUAAUGUUGGUCCUUGGACUAUCUAAAUUUGUAAAACAAUGCAUCUUAUUUUUAUCUGUAAAUAAAUAAGUUGUACCACAUAGGUGGUUUCUUGUUAUCAUAACACUCGAAAAAUAAUCAGCUAGAAACACAUUUUUCUCAACUGCAGUAUAGAAUCAUGCCUUCAGUGCACAAGGCAUCUCAUUUCACAGUAGCCAUACUUCAGCUUGAAGAUUACAGUUUGGAAAUACUGUUUAGAAAAAAUUGCACAUUUCAUGAAUUCUAAUGUUGUUGUAGCCUUACAUUUUUCCACCAGUUUUAACAGUUUUAUUAAAUUUCCCUGUGAUUAUAAACAUUUUCCAUAAUGUCUUUGCUCCAUUUCCUUUAUUGAAUGCAAUUUUGACCAGUUGCAGGACUUGGCACUGUAAUAGGUUCACUAACAGGAUAAUACUAACAUCUACAGUUCUGAUUUGCUUCUCUUUAAUUUAAUUGUUCUUUGUUCUCAUUUGCAGCGAUGUGAUUGCAUGACCUUCAGCAUGGGUGAUGGUUGCAUGACCUGCAGUUGCAUGGCGUUUUUGCGCUGAGUCUGCAUAACGACUAACCCUGCUCCCAACACAGCCCUCUUAACUCCUAGGGAGAGGUCUCGAAAUGAAGAGAUUAAUGCCUGUCCUAAUCAUGGACGCUUGCCUGUGCGACUAAAACUGUGCAGUCCUGCCAAGUCUGAGCACAGAGCAAGGGCCAGUGCUCUUGAGAGAAAAAGGCUCACUCUGAGAGCACGUCCUCUGCUGGAAAGGCAUGACUUUUUGUCAGUGCUAAAGAGGUUGCUUUUCUCAGCUGGGCUGCUUCUGCAUUUUGUUUUCAGCGAUUUGCCAUUUUUAAAAACAACAUUUUGGAUAAAAAGGUGGGGCAUAUAACUUUAUUCAUUCUUGUACUGGAUUUGAAAGCCGUGAAGACUGAACAUGGAUAAACCCCUCAGUUCUUGAACUCUAAAAAUGGGCUGUGUACUGUUGUUACACUUUUCACUGUAUGCAAGGCUGCCGAGUUAAAUUUUCAGCAAAAAUGUUUUGUGUUUUUAUUAGUUUUUAUUUUUCAGGCGACAGAUCCUACUCAAAAGUAUUUUAAAAUGUUUUGCUCUAUUUCAAGAUUAUAGUUUCCUGUAAUUACUGCCUGUAGAAAUGGAUGAAUUCCAGAAGAAUGUCCCAUCCCCUAAUAUUCAAAUGUUUAUUGAAAUCUGUAUAUUUUUUUCUGAUUUGUAUUUAUUUUCAAUUUUAAGAUCAUCUUUGAUUAUUAUUUUGCGUGAAAUCAUGCUUGUUGGGUGUUUCACACCAUGGUAAUGUCUUAACAGUGGAUUUAUAACCCUUAUAAAAAAAAGUGAACUAAUGGGGAAAUUUUGUUUGAACUGCAGCUUAAGUUUAAGGCUUUUGCACAAUUAUGCCUUUAUAUUAGUGUAAUAACCUUUUUUAUUUACACAUGCAGUAUUGUCCUUACCAAUGCAUUAAAAUGGAUAUUCUGUCAUAUAUAUUUUUAGAAUGUGUUUACUAAUAGAUCAACAACAUUUUAACUCAUAGACUUUAUUGGGGGUUAUAUUUUUAAUGAAAAAUGUCAUGCUUGACAAUAAAGCUUUGUUUGAAAUUAACAGCAAAUGUGACAUAUUUAGCUAGUUUAGAAAUUCAGGGAUUUGUGACACUUUAGGUUAUAUAGCAUGAUUUAUUCUGUUUCUGAUGCUUUCUUCCAUUUUCUGAACAACUGCCAAAACCACUUUUCCAUCAUCUGUUUCAGUAAAGCCAAAGAGUUGAACUGAAAUACUAUGGAGGUGGCAGUUUUACAAGCAUCUCCUUUUUUGUUGCUCUUUUUACAAAUGAAGCAUUCAGAUCUUUUAUCUAAUGUGCUGUAUGGUUGGUUUCUAGCAACAGUGGCAAGUAAGCAUUAAAGCAGAAUGAUGACAAUUAUUUACCAUAACUUCUGUGCUACAGCUUGUCAGCACAGAAAUCCUAUCUACGAAUCAUAGGAAAUGGUCAUUUGUGAGCCUUUUGAAAUAAUUCAGUUUUUAAAUAUUGGAAAAUGUUUAAUAACAUUGAGUGCAGAAAGGGAUAAAUUAAGACUGAGGGAAAUGUUGUCAGACAAUAAUAAAAGAAGGUCUCAACCCCUAUCUGUUUGGCAAUUUGUGGGUAUAAUGUAUGUAAUACAGUAUAUAUGUAUACGAUACUAUCAAACAUGCCAUAUUUAUUACAUAAUGUCUUGCAUAAUGUUAGUCCCGCAAUACCAAUGGCACACAAAGAUGGGGAGUAUUUGAUAAGAUUAAGUCAAGAAUAAAUGUUCAUCUAAAAGGUCACCAUUUAACCCGUCCAUCACAGGAAUACCCAGCUGUUUUUCUUUGUCUUCUGUAUAGACCAGGUAGUCUAACAAAGUGUAAAACAGCGCCUCUUAUAUUGAAUUAAUAUUUAGCAGGUUGUAUGGUUACUAUAGGUUUUUUUCAUUUCUUUUAUAGACCUCCAUGUGCUUGUUUUACAUUUGCUGAAGAAGCAAGUAACAUUUUCCCAUCUGCCACAUUUUAUAUUGCUUGUAUACAUAUGUACAUAUGUGAGAAACAUUUGACAAGGAGUUGAUUCAUAUGAAACCAUUGUUGAAUAGAGGGAUUUCACAGUAUCUUUCCAUUAGAAAUCUGUUAAUACAAUGCUUCCUAAGCUGCAAAAUUGUACAGUUGUUACACAAGUUGUAAAUAAAGCUUGUAUAAAACUC
Molecule: messenger RNA, 8897 nt
Organism: Lepisosteus oculatus (spotted gar)
Lineage: Eukaryota; Metazoa; Chordata; Actinopteri; Semionotiformes; Lepisosteidae
Source: RefSeq, a predicted model, not a curated record